This is a messenger RNA of Ipomoea nil (Japanese morning glory), 877 nucleotides long. Its product is annotated as 60S ribosomal protein L18a-2. The coding region runs from base 98 to 634 and encodes 178 amino acids. Lineage: Eukaryota; Viridiplantae; Streptophyta; Magnoliopsida; Solanales; Convolvulaceae. The record is from RefSeq and is a predicted model, not a curated record. Gene Ontology annotation, biological process: translation. Gene Ontology annotation, cellular component: ribosome; cytosolic large ribosomal subunit. Gene Ontology annotation, molecular function: structural constituent of ribosome. The transcript has 4 exons.
AAAAGGCCCUAUUCAGAAUCCUUCUUACGGUUACUCCGCGGCGGAGAAAGACAAAAAGACGCAGAGAGGCUGUUCGCUGCUUUAGCGCGAUCGAGAAAUGGCGAUUUUCAGAUUCCAUCAGUACCAAGUGGUCGGAAGAGCUCUCCCCUCGGAGUCCGAUGAGCACCCUAAGAUCUACCGCAUGAAGCUUUGGGCCACUAAUGAGGUCCGUGCGAAGUCCAAGUUCUGGUAUUUUUUGAGGAAGCUGAAGAAGGUGAAGAAAGCCAAUGGCCAGGUCCUAGCUAUCAAUGAGAUCUUUGAGAAGAACCCUACCACUAUCAAGAAUUUUGGGAUAUGGCUGAGGUACCAAAGCAGAACAGGGUAUCACAACAUGUACAAGGAGUUCCGUGAUACAACUUUGAAUGGUGCUGUUGAACAGAUGUACACUGAGAUGGCUUCACGUCACAGGGUCCGCCAUCAUUGCAUUCAGAUCAUCAAGACGGCUACAGUCCCUGCCAAGCUCUGCAAGAGAGAGAGCACCAAACAGUUCCAUAACUCAAAGAUCAAGUUCCCAUUGGUGUUCAAGAAAGUGAGGCCACCAUCAAGGAAGCUCAAGACCACUUACAAGGCUUCCAGACCCAACCUCUUUGUUUAAUUUGUUUUGUCUUGUGCUGCCAAAUUAUCAUUUUGUUUCACAUUUUGGAGUAUUCGUUUAUGUCAAGACAUUGUCGGUAAAGAUUCUUGUGUUACUAUUUUGAUCAGUGAGAAUUUUUGUUUCUUUAACUGGAUUCAUACUACUAGUUACUUUCUACUUGUGCUAUUUUUUCUCUUUUAGUGUGAUUUCAUGUGUCAACUUUUAUAAGGACAUUCAAAAUAUAUUGUUUUUCAGUGGGACUGA